UAUUGAUGCGUCUGGCACACGGAGAGACAAGAGGUGCUUUGUCCUAUUUUGCUCGACAAAAACGAAGCCUCUGGUUUUUACCUCAGAAAAUUGGAUCAGAAAUGAAACUCAAUGCUGUAAACCCCAUUGAUUCUCGAAGAAAAAUGGGAAACAAAUCUCUCUUAAAAUAAUAAAAGGGGCGGCAAUGUCAAUUUGCCACCAACCCGUCCAUGGUCUCUCUUUCCCUCUCCCUUUUUUGAUCAUCUCCCGCCUUGGGCUGUCUCUUGCCCUAGCGAGUGAGAGAGAGAGAGAGAGAGAGAGAGCGGGACUCGCUUACCGACAUAUCCCGACGAAAGAUUCGAGCGAUCGGCCGCCGGGAGACCGGUAUCUAGACGCCGGAAUAAGGAGACUGAAUCAGUUACUUGGGUGUGUCCUCUCUCUCUCUCUCUUUCUCCAAGCAAGAACGUCCAAGAAGUCGAUCCAUCACUCCAGAUUUUUGGGUGUCCUUGGGAUCGAUUUUUUAGAGCUGCCCGUUUAUUUUUAUGGUCCAAAUGAUCUGAAUAUCUCGAGAAAACCCCGGAAAAAAUGGAAGACAUGGUGGCUUCUACCUUCUGGGGACCCGUUACGUCCACCACGGAGUGGUGCGAGAAGAAUUAUGCCCACUCUCCCUACAUUGCGGAGUUCUACAACACGAUUUCUAACAUACCAUGCAUCGUUCUCGCGUUCGUUGGGCUCGUGAAUGCGUUGAGGCAGAGAUUCGAGAAGAGAUUUAGCGUCCUUCAUCUGUCAAAUAUGGUACUUGCUAUUGGGAGUAUGCUCUUCCACGCCACGUUACAGCAAGUACAACAGCAGAGUGAUGAGACGCCCAUGGUGUGGGAGAUGUUGCUUUACUUAUAUGUCCUUUAUUCUCCAGAUUGGCACUAUAGAAGCACAAUGCCGACGUUCCUUUUUAUUUAUGGCGUAGCUUUUGCUAUAUUCCACUCGCUGGUUCGGUGCAGUCUAGGUUUCAAAGUGCACUAUGUUCUCCUCUGCCUGCUAUGCAUCCCUCGGGUGUACAAGUACUACAUGCAUACAAAAGAAUUACCAGCGAAGCAGCUCGCCCAUCUCUACGUGGCUACGAUUGGCUUCGGGAGCUUGUGUUGGCUGUUAGAUCGAACUCUCUGCAAGGAAAUUGCCACGUGGUACAUCAAUCCACAAGGCCAUGCGCUGUGGCAUCUCUUCAUGAGCUUCAAUUCUUAUUUUGCAAAUACAUUCUUGAUGUUCUGCCGCGCUCAGCAACUCGGUUGGAGCCCCCAAGUCUGCUACUUUUUGGGAUUUCUCCCCUAUGUCAAAAUCAACAAACCAAAGACACACUGAUCAUUUAGAGGAUCAAAUCCUGGAUUCUUGUUGAAAUUUGGUUGUGUUCUUUGUUUCUUUGCCCUUUCUCCAUUUGUUUUUCUGUAUGGCAAGCAAGCAGAAUGUUUUUCUGUUAGUGGGGUGUAAGAAAGUUUGUUGUUUACAUGGUUCAUUGUUCUAUUUGA
Nymphaea colorata (pocket water lily) is the source of this 1499-nucleotide messenger RNA. Its product is annotated as alkaline ceramidase-like. Lineage: Eukaryota; Viridiplantae; Streptophyta; Magnoliopsida; Nymphaeales; Nymphaeaceae. Bases 565 to 1335 code for a protein of 256 amino acids. The transcript is spliced from 2 exons. Gene Ontology annotation, cellular component: membrane. The record is from RefSeq and is a predicted model, not a curated record. Gene Ontology annotation, molecular function: hydrolase activity, acting on carbon-nitrogen (but not peptide) bonds, in linear amides. Gene Ontology annotation, biological process: response to salt stress; ceramide metabolic process; autophagy.